Messenger RNA from Caenorhabditis elegans, 815 nucleotides. The record is from the annotation of a RefSeq genome assembly. Lineage: Eukaryota; Metazoa; Nematoda; Chromadorea; Rhabditida; Rhabditidae.
AUGAGCAAUUCAAAAAAGGAGUUCGUCCUGCGAUUCGAUUUUAAAAAAGCCUGGCUCAUGAAGAAAACAGAGCAUUAUACUAGUGAAGAGGAGGAUCAUUUCGGUAUCAAAUGGUGGCUGCGCGUAACUCGUGAUGAUCAAUUUCUCUAUGUGGAUUUGGGAAAAAGUGGAGCGGGAUCCACUAAUUUUCAUGGAAACUUCAAUGUUCGUGUCGAAUCGGAUAAUGGAGUAAUUUCAGAGAAUUUCAAGUUUUCUGGAAGCAAAAGUGAUGCUGAAAUAUACCAGACACUUCAAGUCCAGUAACAACAAAAGAAGAGUAUGCAGUUGUAUUUCGGAAUGAUCUUCAAACUGAUCAACGUCUUAAUCCUGAAAAAAGGUCAAUUGGAAUAUUCUAUUCGGGAGAAGUUGAUUGUCUGGAUAGACACGGAAAUAUGCUCGAGCUAAAAACUCAGAAAGGCGAGCUCGGUCAUGGAUUCUACAAAUACUCGAAAUCCUUCAAAUGGUGGCUUCAAUCAUCAUUGGUCAACGUCGAUCACAUCAUCGUCGGACUUCGAACACAGGAAGGCCACGUCAAAUCGUUUACGUCACUGCGUACCCGAGAGAUCCCACAGCGGGCCUCAUGGAAUUUCAGAGCCGGCUUCGAGUUUCUCUCCACAAUUUUCACUUAUAUUCUUAACUGCCUUGAGAAGGACGGAGAUGCGUGUGUUAUAGAAUAUCGCAGUGAGAUGGGUAUUCAUAAAGGAAUUCAAAUGAGAAGAGUACCGGUAGAUGAAUUCGAUUUUGUGCCGAAUGAGUUCCUCGAAAAGUUUUGUUGA